CUUAAAUUGGCUUAUUUACAUAUAACAGAACUGUAGAAACGGCUCAACAGGUAUUGAAUAUUUUGGCAGCUGUUCCAUUACCUCUCUCAAAGUAGAAGACGCUCAAAAGUUUUGUUGUUGCCUGGGGAAAGAUACGUGAGAAACUUAUUCUAAACCUUGGCCACACCUAAUACUAAGAAUCAGAUUUUUCCAUAUGGCUUACUGGUUUUAUAAUCAAUUGAACUCAAAACUGGAUAUUUUUCUGCUCCCUCUCAACGUCCAAGGAGAACGUAUAUUGGAGGAACCUUAACGGCAACAUGUUUGGGAUUAUCAAAUCUUUAUACUUUUUAUGUUUCUUUAACCUGGAUUUAGCAAUAUUACACCCUUGUCCCCAUGGAGCAGGUGCCAGACUUCAAGGUGAUAUCAUGAUUGGAGGACUCUUUCCAAUUCAUAAAGAAAUAUUUGAUUUAACAAACUAUACUAUGCCAUAUGAUGUUAUUUGUACCGGAUUUGAUAUGAGAGGAUUUAUAAGAUCCCUUGGCAUGGUGCAUGCAAUAGAAAGAAUAAACAGCUUAAAUUGGUUACCUGGCAUUACAUUGGGGUAUGAAAUUUAUGAUACGUGUGCAGACGCUUCAAAGGGUCUUCAAGAAACUAUGAGAAUGAUUCGGAUGUCUAAUUCAUCUGACAGGAAUACAAAGUUCAUGUGUAAUUACACAAGUUAUACACCGUUUGUGAAAGCUGUUAUUGGCGCUGGUUACUCUGAAGUUUCCAUUUCAGUUGCCAGACUUCUCAGCUUCCAUCUCAUACCACAAAUAAGUUAUGCCUCAUCGGCUGCCAUCUUAAGUGACAGGCGAAGGUUUCCUUCUUUUUUGAGGACCGUUCCAAGUGACACACUUCUGACUAAAGCUCUUGCAACACUCAUAAGGAAAUUUAAAUGGACAUACGUGGGAAUCAUUUCUAGUGAUGAUGAUUAUGGACGCUCUGUCUUGGAAAGUCUGACCAAUCAUUUUGACGAUCAGCUUGUAUGCACAGCAUUUAAAGAAAAAAUUCCCUCGGAUGUAGGAAACCCUGAUAUGAUCAUAGCUAUAAAAAAGGUCCUUGAGAAAAUAAAAGUAUCUUCUGCACAGGCAGUGAUACUGGCUUUAAAAGUUCCAAAUGUCAUUGAGUUAUUUACAGAAGCCAUGAAGCUAAAUAUUUCUAGGAUAUGGAUUGCAAUGGACAACUGGUCAACCUCACGGGAGAUUGCUACAAUGACGGGCAUUAACACAGUGGGUCAUGUCCUUGGCUUUUCUUUUAAAAAUGGAGAAAUACCAGGCUUUCAUAAAUAUCUACGCACACUACAUUUAGAUUCAAAUACUAUAAAUACUUUCAUUGAAGAAUACAAGCAUCUACGAUUUGGGUGUACUGAGGAGUAUAAAGCAUAUGAGCACUGUUUAAGUGUGUCACCAGAUAACUGCUUCCAAUCAGAAUCUAUUAAAUUCAAGUCGCCAAUGGCUUGCAAGUUAGCAAAUGUCUCCACAGCGAGUGAUGACUUUGUUGUAAACAACAUUGAGUUAGAUGGAUCUUUUAGUGCUUAUUUAGCUGUGACAGCAAUAGCUAAGGCACUGAAAAAUAUUUUAUGCUCCAAUGGAACAUGCAAAAUCAACCAUGACUUACACCCAUGGCAGUUGCUUCAGGAAGUAAAGAAAAUACGUUUCAGUUCAUAUGAUGAGGAUAUAUUCUUUGACAGUUAUGGAAAUGCCAAUAUAGGCUAUGACUUACUUUCAUGGCAUUAUGUCAACGAAUCUAUGCAAUUUACUGUUGUUGGGAAAUAUGAGCUUCAUCAAAGUUCUAUUAAUUUUAAUAGCUCUCUAAUUGAUUGGAAUACACCAGAUAAUAAGAUUCCCGAUUCAAAAUGCUCGAUGCCGUGCCGUCCAGGCCAGUAUAAGGUGCAUUCAGACAUAAGAUGCUGCUACAAUUGUAGUUUAUGUGCAGAAGGCUACUACUCAGAUGGUUAUGAUAUGAAUGAGUGCAUCAAGUGUCCUUUUGACCAGUGGUCUGAAAAGGGAAGCUCAUACUGCAAAAAUAGGACAAUUGAGUAUUUCCAUUGGAAGGAUCCAUUUGCCAUUAUUUUGUCAAGCUUUGCUAUGGUUGGCUUUCUGUUAGUAGUAAUUGUGGGAAUAGUUUUUUUAAAAUAUUUUGACACUCCAGCUGUUAAGGCAGCAGGGGGCAUAUAUACCUGUAUAAUGAAUAUCUCCCUUCUAUGCAGUUUUGCCAGCACAGGGUUUUUUAUAGGUGAACCAAGUGACAUUUCUUGCAAGAUCAGACAGCCUCUGUAUGGUAUUAGUUUCACUCUUUGUGUAUCUUGCAUUCUGAUCAAGUCCUUUCGAAUUGUAUUGGCCUUUGAGUUGGGUAAACAAAUCCAAUAUAAUAUUAAACUCACCUACCAGCCAGUUCUAGUUAUAACAGCAUUGACAGGGUGUCAGGUUUGUGUUUGUACUCUAUGGCUUUUGUUGAAAGGACCAACAGUUACUAAGAUCAGCCAUAUCCCCCAAAUUCUUAUUGUUCAGUGCCAUGAAGGUUCGAUCUUGGGCUAUGGAAUUAUGUUAGGUUUUACCGGCUUUCUUGCUUUUGUUUGCUUUGCUUUAGCCUAUAAAGGGAGAAAGUUACCUGACAAGUACAAUGAGGGAAGGUAUAUCACAUUUAGCAUGCUCAUAUAUAUCUUUGUAUGGUUUUCUUUUAUUCCGAUAUAUCUGACCACAAAUGGAAUGUAUCUUCCUGCAGUAGAGGUGGUAGCUAUACUUGCAUCUAAUUAUGGUGUUAUAUGUUGUCACCUUUUACCCUCAUGUUAUAUCAUAUUUUUCAAGAAAGUGAGUAACAGCAGAGAAAGUUAUUUACAAAGCAUUCGAAGUUUCUCAAAAGCCAGACUUUCUGUUUCCUAUCUUAUUCCUGAAAUACCACAUUUUCAAUUUACAGAAUGUCCAACAAGCAAUUUUAAUUCUUUGUACGAAACAAGAAAACGUAGUAGAAGUUACUAAAAAUGUCCAUACUAAUAAAGGAAAACCACAAUGGUUCAUAUUUUGUAGAUAUUAAUCUAUCCUAUUUUGAAAAGCACAGGAAAUGUAUAAACAAACAAAAAUAUGUAGGGAAUAUGUCAGAUGAUUGAAAUGUCAGGACUGAUAAUGAUAUAUUCACAUAUUGGGCUAGAUUAUGAGUGGAGGGCAACAUUGCGCUUCUCAAUCACGAUAUUUGCGCUCCACUCAGCAAUACAAGCUUUGAAGCGUUGCGCUCAUGAGAGCACCCUUCCAAAGGCUCUAAUGGGAGCCUCGUUCUGAUGCCGUCAUACACGGUUUAGAAACUAGCAAUAGUAAUCCAGCACUCUGUAUAUCCAAAGGGUGUCUGAGCUGAAUGAGUCACUGUGUAAGCCCACAAACUGUAUACAACACCAGAUACAGCUGCCCACUGAUUUUCAGUAAGAUUUUUAUGCCAUAUAAAGGAGCAUGUACAAAAAUAGAAUACGUUUCGGGCCUUGCACCCUUAUUCAUGUCCUAUCUCUAUAGACCACUGUUGUACAUGCCCCUUUAUAAGGAAUAAAAACAUUAAUGAAGAUCAGUGGUGCAACUCUAUCUGGUUUUGUAUACACGGCAUAGAACCUAGUGCAGCGAAGGGGGUAAGUUGCGCAGCGAUGGGCAGCAGAUUUAAAAUAUAUAUGUAUAUGACUAUUAACACAUAAAUAUAUAUGUAUAUAUACAUAUAUAUUUGCAGUUUUAAAAGAGUCCCCAUAGACCGCAAUAUAAAGGCACUUUUCAGUGCCGUUUUUUUUUCUAACACCCCAGACCCGAUCACUUUAACCCCUAAAAACGGCUUUGUGCAGUUAAUAUUUAAUUUUAAAAAAGAUGCUAAUAUUUUUCUUGUUAUCAUUAUUAAAGGCACUACACACUUAAGUUUGGGGGCAAUUGUGGUGGGACAUUUUUAAAAUUAACCAGAGAUCUGACCACUGGCUAAUUUUUGGAGCGCCGCCGGUAAUUGCUACAGCGAGCUCACGGUAGAAAUAACCAGCUACUUGUAAUGGCUGGUUAUUUAUUGUGGACCCACGAUAAAUUAUCUCUCUGCUUGUAAUCUAGCCCAUACUCUAGAAAAGUGGCAUAUUUAGGUUAUGUGCUGCCCUAGGCACUCAAAAUUCUGCUGCCCCUCCCCCUCCAAGGUUUUAGGCCUUUUUUGGCCAUAACAUUUUUUGGCCAGGGAGUAAUGUGAAUUUUUUUUUACGGCAUUUCUAAAAUAAAUGUUCACACAAACAGUCAGUGACACAUACAGACGCAUGCACACACUGAUAUACAUACAUACACACACACACACACACACACACACAUCUAUUGUUGUAUUAUAUAUAUAGAAAGACAACAGCUAGCUAAAUAAAUAAAAGGUUCAGAGCUACCUCUAAACUGUAAGCUCCAUGGGCAGUCUCUUAUUAUACCCCCUUAGAAUGUAACCUCUUUGGGCGAAAUCUCCCAUUAUAUAUCUGUAUAAUACUUAAAAAUAUAGUCACAAAAGAGUGCUGCCUCCUCCCAAUCUGCCACCCUAGGCAAGUGCCUUGUUCGCCCCUGGCUUUGAACAUAUAUUAAUUAUUUAAAAAAAAAUACAAAGAUGUCCCUCUAGACUACUACAUUUCAUUAUGUUUUUAUUUGUGCAUAAAAAUAACAUUUAUUUAUUUGACAGUGGAUCAUUGCACUGAUAAGAUCUUACCUUACUGCUAGGUACAUAUCAUGUCUUUUUGAAAUGUAAAAGCAUAUUGAUACAUAUAUUAAAUACACAAAAAAAAUGUUAAAGGGACACUGAACCCAAUUUUUUUCUUUUGUGAUUCAGAUAGAGCAUGCAAU
Molecule: messenger RNA, 4835 nt
Organism: Bombina bombina (fire-bellied toad)
Lineage: Eukaryota; Metazoa; Chordata; Amphibia; Anura; Bombinatoridae
Product: G-protein coupled receptor family C group 6 member A-like
Exons: 7
Coding region: 297-2996 (899 amino acids)
Biological process (GO): G protein-coupled receptor signaling pathway
Cellular component (GO): membrane
Molecular function (GO): G protein-coupled receptor activity
Source: RefSeq, a predicted model, not a curated record